This is a messenger RNA of Elgaria multicarinata webbii, 1782 nucleotides long. It is a transcript of the gene MYD88, whose product is annotated as MYD88 innate immune signal transduction adaptor. Gene Ontology annotation, molecular function: TIR domain binding; Toll-like receptor binding. Lineage: Eukaryota; Metazoa; Chordata; Lepidosauria; Squamata; Anguidae. The transcript is spliced from 5 exons. The record is from RefSeq and is a predicted model, not a curated record. The coding region runs from base 17 to 925 and encodes 302 amino acids. Gene Ontology annotation, biological process: Toll signaling pathway; positive regulation of canonical NF-kappaB signal transduction; MyD88-dependent toll-like receptor signaling pathway. Gene Ontology annotation, cellular component: plasma membrane.
UCUGUCCGGGCGGGCCAUGGCGGGAGCUGGGGCUAGAGACGCCGCCGCCACCGCCGCCGCCCCGUCGGAGCCCUCGCCGUGGGACGCGGUGCCGCUGGAAGCCCUGAAUUACGCGCUGCGGCGGCGGCUGGGGCUGUUCCUGAACCCGCGCGCCCCGGUGGCCGCCGACUGGACGACGCUGGCCGAGGAGCUGGGCUACGACUACCUGGAGAUCAAGAACUUCGAGCGGGACCCCCACCCCACCGAGCGCGUCCUGCACGACUGGCCCAUGCGGUGCCCCGGCGGGGCCACGGUGGGCCGCCUCCUGGAGGUGCUGCGCCGCCUCGAGCGCCAAGACAUCCUGGUGGACCUCGGGCCCAGCUUCGAAGAGAACUGUAAGAAUUACCUGCAGAAGAAACAAGAAGAGGCUUUGAAGCCUGUCCAAGACCCGGUGGUGGACAGCAGCAUCCCAAGGGCAUCCGAAAUGCACGGCAUCACCACGAGGGACGAUCCAUCUGGGCAAACACCGGAGAUGUUUGACGCCUUCAUCUGUUACUGCAACAGCGACAUUGAGUUUGUGGAGAAGAUGAUCCAAGAGUUGGAGCAAACAGAAUACAAACUGAAACUCUGCGUGUUUGACCGGGAUGUCCUGCCAGGAACAUCCGUAUGUACCAUCACUAGCGAACUUAUAGAAUGGCGGUGCCGAAAAGUGGUGGCUGUUAUCUCGGAUGACUAUUUAGAUAGCGAAGCCUGUGAUUUCCAGACCAAGUUUGCCCUUGCCCUCUCUCCAGGAGCUCGUCUCAAGCGCCUCAUUCCGGUUAAGUGCAGAAGCAUGAAGAAAGAGUUUCCAAGCAUUCUGAGGUUUAUUACGCUUUGCGACUACACCAACCAGUGCACCAAGAAAUGGUUCUGGGAGCGAUUGGCAAAAGCGCUCUUGACACCGUGACGCACAGCCAGAAGGCCUGGGCCCCUUGUGGCUGGCCUUGCCUUGACCGUGUUUCCAGGGAGGCGUAAGCCUUUCCCCGCCUUCGCCAUGAAAGCAAACCGCUCACGUCACGUUCAUUCUUGCCUCCAGACCUCCUGCCUCCAAAAACCUGGUGAGAUUUAAAAAGGGAGGGCUGAAAAGUAGUAGCAGCUACAGAAGCUCCUGGGAUAUCUCUCAGGUUCCUGUUCCUCUAUUUUCAGUGCUUCCUUCUCACGGAAAAAGGGAAACCAGGAAAAACUUGAUUUAGCAGGAGAAUGCUUUUUUUUCUGCAGCAGUAGCACGUGAGAUUCUGGCUACCUUCUGUUUCUUAAGACUCGGGACCACAAGAGUACUCUCUUUUUACUGGCACCAACGAACAGUUAGACUACUCCCAGUAACCUGUUUCUGACCAGGAUGAAUUCCAAAUGCCUUAAAGUGAAAAUAGGUCAUUUGUCGACCUGGGUAUUUGUUUUAUGGAUUGCUGACAUGUAGUUGCAAAGUGAAGGAGGUACCCCCUGAACACACACACACACACACACACACACACACUUAUGUAUGGAAUCUAAAUUGGGCCACUUGUUUACUCUCUCAAUCGACGCAAUCCUGGAGUCUGUGAGUCCCUCUUCUUAAGGGCCAUAUUGGCCGGCAGGGGCAUUGCUAAGCCUGGGUGCAUGGACCGUGGGCCCCAAAUUUUAUUUCCCAGGUCCCCAGACCUAUGCUAUAGAGGCCUAGAAGUCUCACGGUACCCACAGAAAUGUCUUUUCUCGGCUUAAUUGCCAGUUAUUGUUUAUUCGUUCAGUCGCUUCCGACUCUUCGUGACUUCAUGGACCACCCCACGC